Messenger RNA from Penicillium angulare, 789 nucleotides. RefSeq names its product sterol desaturase family protein. The transcript has a single exon. The record is from RefSeq and is a predicted model, not a curated record. NCBI's taxonomy places the organism in Eukaryota, Fungi, Ascomycota, Eurotiomycetes, Eurotiales, Aspergillaceae. Bases 1 to 789 code for a protein of 262 amino acids. Gene Ontology annotation, biological process: ergosterol biosynthetic process. Gene Ontology annotation, molecular function: C-4 methylsterol oxidase activity; iron ion binding.
AUGGAUCUUUUGUAUCAAAGUGUCGGGGCCGACCUACUGCCACAGGCCACAGCCUUCUGGUCAGAAAUCGUGCAAUCUUACUCGCCACAAAGGAUCGAAUUUGUUGGAACCUUGCUAGUCCAGCUAUUCGCAUUUUGGCUGCCAUCCAUCUUCUACCUUUCACUGGAUACCAUUGCACCAUCUUUCUCCCAGAAGCACAAAAUCCAACCAGCUCCCAAACAACCCACAAGACGCGACAUCCUGCAAUGUUUUCUAGUCGUGAGCCAAAACCAGAUCAUCUCGUCCAUCUUGCACAUUGCACUCCUUGCUAUAUCGAGCAAGGUAGGUUCCACAUCUGCAUAUCGUGUUGAGGCUUCUUUGCCUGGGGCCGGAGAAUUCAUCCGCGAUAUCGUGAUAAGCUUGCUUCUGCGUGAGGUCAUGUUUUACUACGGCCACCGACUAUUGCAUGUUCCGUAUUUUUAUCGUCGGAUCCAUAAGAAGCAUCACAAGUUCACCGCACCGAUUGCGUUGGCUGCUCAAUUCGCACACCCCAUUGAGCAGAUUUUCGCCAAUGCGCUGCCCAUAUCAUUGCCACCGCAGUUGCUAGGGAGUCAUGUGUUGACCUUUUGGCCUUACCUCGCAUGGGAGUUAUUUAAUACAGCCACUGUGCAUAGCGGGUAUGAUUUUUUGAGUAACAAGGCGAAAAUGCACGAUCUGCAUCAUGAGAAGUUCAAUUUGAACUAUGGAUCGCUCGGGCUGUUGGAUUGGGUUCAUGGAACGAAUAAACUAGGGAAGCGGCACUCUGAGUAG